CAGCGCCCGCGGUGGUCGCGAGAGACGAAGAGACCGCACAGCAGCAGCCGCGAGCGAGGAGAGAGUUCUGGGGACAAUGGCGCUGCCGCGCUGCCUGGACAUGUUAAAUAUCUGGUAAGCAGCAUACAUCUCCUCAAAUAUUUCGGGCUUGGGAUCCGCGAAGCCCAGGCGUGCUCGAAGCGAGGCAGGCAGGUCUCGACAAAGAGCUCGGCCCGUGGCGAGACGUAGCCGCGGGCACAAUAGGCAGUGUGAGAGCUGGUCAGGUCGGCCGCAUCCGUAGCGACAACGGAGUAGGCCAUCGUGAUGUACAAUGCGGGCGGACGUCAACCAGCCGUUGUUCCACGUCCUGAUAGCGGCCAUGGCCCAGCUCUGCGGGAGGAGACGCAUGAGCUCUCGAAUUUUCUCCCACUGGACACGAUGCAGGAAGGGCUCGCAGUCGCAAAGAAUCCUUCUCAGGUAUCUCUCGAUGGCGCGGCUCAGCGCGCCCCCAGCUGCGAGAAGGCCCGAAAGAGUGGCGGCAACAGCACGUUGAAGCCGGGGACGACGGUCAGUGCAGGACAGCUCGUCAAAGAGAGAGGCCCGAACAGCCACCAACCACUCGUCGGAGGAUUGAUCGAGCACGCCAUCGAGGUUCUCAGCGAAAGCGGGCGCCUUCCAGUUCCUGGGGUACGUGCGCGUCCGAACGGUGGCGGAGAGUGGAGUAUCAUCAAAAUGUCCGUCGGCAACUUCUUGCCGCCAGCCGAUCGUCUUGGCCUUCCUCAUGCCGAGGUAGGUCGGGAAGCCGCGGAAAGUGAUGGCAGCAGCCCGAACCCGAAGCAGUGCAGCGGAGGCAUGAUCCGCACAUGAUGGUAGCCGCGGCCCGCCCCAACACUGGAGUUCAGGGACAGCUUCAUUGCUGAUCAUGCCGAGCGGGCACCGCAAGACCUGUGAGAUAACGCCUCCAACGUGAGGAAAUUGGGCGGCAUCGGGACAAACUGGGCAACAUAAGUGAGAACAGAGUGAACGCGAGUACGGCACAGAGCGGAGUUGACACUACUCGCCGCACCGGUGCGGCUGAGCAUGCGACUUCUUGUGCGGACUUUGGCGAGGGGGUCACACCAGCACCUGUCUACGGUGGCGCUUGCUCU
Molecule: messenger RNA, 1127 nt
Organism: Prorocentrum cordatum
Lineage: Eukaryota; Dinophyceae; Prorocentrales; Prorocentraceae
Source: the annotation of a GenBank genome assembly